GAAAGCUCAUUUUCUUGGAUACAUUUCUACAUAUAUUGGUGAAUGAAUAUAAAAUACUGCAUCGGGGAUUAUUUUAAGGUUCAAAUGUUUCAAAUGCAUCUUACAAUAUACGAAAAUAACUCUCAUCAGUCUGAAAUUCACAAUUUUGACGCCAUUGUCGCUUUGUCACGUGACGAGUUUUUAUUUCGAUACUUUCAGAUCGACCUUGACAUUAUUUGCUGAAAUUGUAAACAUUACUUUCGUUUUCUGAAAUCUAUUAUUUGUGAUAAACAACUUACGUCUGGUGGAUUAUAAGACUGAUUUCAGUGUGAAUCCGGUAGUUUUAAAUAAUAUUUACUUUGAGUUUGUAUUAACACUACAAUUUGUUUACAAAACAAGCGAGAAUAAUCUAAAAUACCGGGAAAUGUCAUUCUGAAUUUGAAAACACUUGAGCACAUGGUAUGUUACUAAAAAUAGAAAUAACGUCAUAUGACCGUGAAAUCUCGGGAGAUUCGCAUUUCAAGUCCAGUGUCAUGUAGCGAGUCCUGUUACACAGGGUGGUAUACUUAUACUACCUGCACAUACUAUUGCUGCGAAAGCUCAACUUACGGCUACGACUAUUGCUGCUACUCCAAAAGCAGCUACAACUACGAUUACACUUACACGACCUCAACUAGCUUUGCUUAUUGGAUAAUUGCCCCAAUCGUCAUAGGAGCGGUCGUGUUCAUUGCUGGCUGCGGAUUUAUCAUCAGGUGUUUUUGCAUGACCGUUAACGGUAAGACGCACUAUCAGGCUUGGUCGCACAGGCGUGUGGGAGCGACGUCGGUAGAAAUAACCUCAUCAGUUAACCAGCAGCAAUCAACGAUGAACUCUUACCCCCAGCAACUGAACCCGCAAGCUUACCCCAUGUAUCCGCAACCCUACUCCAUGGGCCAACAACCUUACGGCAUGGUUCCCCAGUACGGCUUUUCGAUGCAGCCGGGUGGUUCGCAGCCGGCAGUUCCUCCUCCGUACUCCUCCGAGCAAGGGAAAUAAGAUGCAAGCAAUCUUCCAAAAAACUAGAAAUGGCGAUAUAUCAAACGGACAGUUUAAUAGAAUUGAAGAAAAUGUUAUAAUGAUUUGAUAUUGAACGGAAUUUAUCCCAUUUUCCCAAGUGUGUAAUGAUAAAAUAAACCCCCGAUACUUAUCCAAGCUCUAUUUAAAAAUUGUCUUGCAAGGAUAAAGUCAUCACCCGCAGAACAAUGACGUCAUUUUGUGCUUCAAGAUUUAUUCUUUAUCUUAAAAAAAAACCAGACUCAAUGAUGUAUUCUGAACGGAAUGUUGACAUGUUAUUUGAUGUUGUUGUGUUGUAUUACUUUUCUCUUUUCUUUUAUUCCAAAAUUUUAAAACUAUAUAAUUUAAAGUUUUAUCUAAAUGUAUUAACAUUGAGUAAUAAAGUCUUCUUUACCU
Messenger RNA from Dreissena polymorpha, 1428 nucleotides. RefSeq lists its product as uncharacterized. The record is from RefSeq and is a predicted model, not a curated record. The coding region runs from base 469 to 1014 and encodes 181 amino acids. NCBI's taxonomy places the organism in Eukaryota, Metazoa, Mollusca, Bivalvia, Myida, Dreissenidae. The transcript has 3 exons.